Molecule: messenger RNA, 4413 nt
Organism: Ochotona curzoniae (black-lipped pika)
Lineage: Eukaryota; Metazoa; Chordata; Mammalia; Lagomorpha; Ochotonidae
Product: rho family-interacting cell polarization regulator 1-like
Exons: 22
Coding region: 1-4077 (1358 amino acids)
Source: RefSeq, a predicted model, not a curated record
AUGAACUCCAAAAAGAAAGGGAGCCCCGCACGGACCCAUUCCAUGAUGUCCCUGUCGGUGCGGCCGCAGCGCCGCCUGCUCAGCGCCCGGGUCAGUAGGAGCCAGUCCUUCGCCGGUGUCCUUGGCAGCCACGAACGGGGGCCCAGGAGCUUCCAGGUCUUCAGCCCUCCGGGGCCCCCACGGAAGCCGCCCGCGCUCUCCCGCGUGUCCAGGAUGUUUUCCGUAGCCCACCCGGCACCCAAGGUGCCGCAGCCCGAGCGUUUGGACCUGGUGUAUGCCGCACUCAAGAGAGGUCUGACGGCCUACCUGGAGGUACACCAGCAGGAGCAGGAGAAACUCCAGGGGCAGAUCAAGGAGUCCAAAAGGAAUUCACGCCUGGGCUUCCUGUAUGACUUGGACAAGCAAGUCAAGUCCAUCGAACGCUUCCUGCGACGACUCGAGUUCCAUGCCAGCAAGAUCGAUGAGCUCUAUGAGGCGUACUGUGUCCAGCGGCGCCUCCGUGACGGUGCCUACAACAUGGUCCGUGCCUACAGCACCGGGUCCCCAGGGAGCCGGGAGGCUCGGGACAGCCUGGCCGAGGCCUCCCGGGGGCAUCGCGAGUACACAGAGAGCAUGUGUGUGCUGGAGGGCGAGCUGGAGGCACAGCUGGGCGAGUUUCAUCUGCGGAUGAAAGGGCUGGCUGGCUUUGCCAGGCUAUGUGUGGGUGACCAGUAUGAGAUCUGUAUGAAAUAUGGGCGUCAGCGGUGGAAACUGCGGGGCCGCAUAGAGGGGAGCGGAAAGCAGGUGUGGGACAGCGAAGAAACCGUCUUUCUUCCUCUGCUCACGGAAUUCCUGUCUAUCAAGGUGACAGAACUGAAGGGCUUGGCCAAUCACGUGGUUGUGGGCAGUGUCUCCUGCGAGACCAAGGACCUAUUUGCUGCCCUGCCCCAGGUUGUGGCCGUGGACAUCAAUGACCUCGGUACCAUCAAGCUCAGCCUAGAAGUCACAUGGAGCCCCUUUGACAAGGAUGACCAGCCAUCUGCUGCUUCUACAGUCACCAAGGCCUCCACGGUCACCAAGCGCUUCUCCACCUACAGCCAGAGCCCACCAGACACUCCCUCGCUACGGGAGCAGGCCUUCUAUAACAUGCUGCGAAGGCAGGAGGAGCUGGAGAAUGGGACAGCAUGGUCUCUGUCGUCGGAAUCCUCAGACGACUCCUCCAGCCCACAGCUCUCAGGCGCUGCCCGCCAUUCGUCAGCCCCCAGGCCCCUGAGGCAGCAGCCUGAGCCCCUAUCCAUCCAGGUUGCCUUCCGUAGGCCCGAGGCCCCCAGUUCUAGGCCUGUGAAUGAGGAGGGCGCCGUGGCCCCAGCUCUGGCCAAUGGGCAUGCCCCCUACAGCCGGACUCUGAGCCACAUCAGUGAGGCCAGUGUGGAUGCUGCCUUGGCUGAGGCUUCCAUGGAGGCUGUGGGCCCAGAAAGCCUGACCCAGGGUCCAAGCCUGCCUGUACACCAAGAUCCCACCGCUGGGGACCACCCCAGCCCUGCUCCUCUGACCCCAGACUCUGGCCAUUCAGCCACAAGCCCCACCCUCAGUGCAUCAGACCCUGCUUCCAUACUUGCGGACUCUGCUGCAUCUACACACCCAGUCACGAUUCCCAAAGCCACAGACGCUGGCCCUUCAGAAGUGUCAGGCCCCACCUGCACCACUGCAGGCUCCACCUCUAGUGCAAGAAGCCCCACCCUUAGUGCUCCAAGCCACACUGUCACACCUGCUGGCUCUGACCACAAGCCCCCCACCUCGACCUUUAGCACUACAGGCCUGGACCUGAAUACCACAACCCCCAUCCAUCCCACUGCAAAGCCUACUCACACUACUGUAAGCUUCACCCCUCCUGCUGCAAGCCCUGCCCCCAGUGCUAUAGGCUCCACCCAGCCCACCAUAAGCCCUGCCCACUCUGCCAUAAACACCACCCAGAAUGCCACUGUGUUAACUCCUACCACUACAAGCUCUGCCCCCAGUACUGUAGGUCCCACCCUGCCUGCCACAAGCCCCACGCACUCUGCCAUAAGCUCCACCCAGAAUGUCAGUGUGUUAACUCCUGCCACUACAAGCUCUGCCCCUAGUGCUGUAGAUCCCACCCUGCCUACCACAAGCACCACCCACUCUGCUAUAAGCUCCACCCAGAAUGUCAGUUUAUUGACUCCUACCACUACAAGGUCUGCCCCCAAUGCUGGGGUGCCCACCAAACCCACCACAAGCUCCACCCAUUCUGUCAUAAGCCCCACCCAGAAUGCCACUGUGUUAACUCCUACCACUACAAGUCCUACUCCCAGUGCUGGGAGCCCAGCCCAGCCUACCACAGGCCCCACUCAGAAUGCUACUGUGUUAACUCCCACCACUACAGUCCCUACCCCUGAUGCUGGGAGCCCAACUCCGCCCACUACAAGCCCCACUGUUGUAUUGUCAAACCUGUCCACUUCUCCAGACCAUGCUCUGCUCCCCAGCUUCUCUGCACAUGCAGACCCGACCCUGUUGGACACGAGCUCUCUGCCCUGUGGUCAGCCAGUGUCUGCUCCUAGUGUUCAGGCAGACCCCACAACCCCCAGCACCUCCCACCCAAGUCCAAUCUGCUCUGAUUGGAAACCCCUCAUGAGCCCUGCUGCUGACACCCCUGAGCCCAUCUUGAGGACCCCAAGCACCCCUGUUUCACCCUCAGCCCCUGCACUCCAGCAUUCAGAACCUCGCCUGGCUCCGGCUGCCCAGGCCCCAGGCCCUGGGGAAGCUGGAGGGGCUGAGGACAGGAAAUUAGAGGAGGCCCUGGGCACCCUGACGGCUGCCCUAGAUGACUAUCGUGGCCAGUUCCCUGAGCUCCAGGGCCUGGAGCAAGAGGUGACCCGGCUGGAGAGUCUGCUUAUGCAGAGACAGGGCCUGACUCUCAGCCGUGCGUCCAGUCUCAGUAUCACUGUGGAGCAUGCCCUGGAGAGCUUCAGCUUUCUCAAUGAUGAUGAAGAGGAGGACAGUCAUGGUUCUGGGGACAGGCCCCCUGGCAGCCUGGAAGCUGGGGCUGAGGACAGCCCAGACUCACCUAGUGCUCGCCCCCUCAGCACAGGGUGUGCAGCCCUGGACACGGCCUUGGUCCAACACCUGUAUCACUGCAGUCGCCUCCUGCUGAAACUGGGCACAUUCGGGCCCCUGCGCUGCCAGGAGGCAUGGGCCCUGGAGCGGCUGCUGCGGGAGGCCCGGGUGCUGGAGGCCGUGUGUGGGCUCAGCAGGCUGUGGGAUGUCCCUAUCACCUGUGCCCAGGAAGUGGUGCAGUUCUCUACCUCUCGGCCCGGCUUCCUGCCCUUCUGGGACCAGUGCACAGAGGGACUUAGCCCCUUCAUCUGCCCUGUGGAGCGCGUGCUUCUCACCUUCUGUGGCCAACAUGGUGCUCGGCUCGCCCUGCGCCAGCCUGGCUUAGCUGAGGCUGUGUGUGUGAAGUUCUUGGAGGACGCCUUGGGACACAAGCUGCCUAGGAGGCCCCAGCCAGGCCCUGGGCAACAGCUCACCAUCUUCCAGUUCUGGAGCCACGUGGAGACCUUGGAGAGCCCCUCCCUCGAUGCCUAUGUGACUGAGACUGCUGAGGAAGUGUUACUUGUGCGCAAUCUGAACUCUGACGACCAGGCUGUUGUGCUGAAGGCCCUGAGGUUGGCUCCUGAGGGGAGGCUACGCGGGGAUGGGCUUCGGGCCCUCAGCUCAUUGCUCGUCCAUGGCAACAACAAGGUCAUGGCUGCUGUCAGUACCCAGCUCCGGAGCCUGUCAUUGGGCCCUGCUUUCCGGAAGAGGGCCCUCCUGUGCUUCCUCGACCAGUUGGAGGAUGAGGAUGUGCAGACCCGAGUGGCCGGCUGCCUGGCCCUCGGCUGUAUCAAGGCCCCUGAGGGCAUUGAGCCCCUGGUGUACCUGUGCCAAACAGAUACAGAAGCCGUGAGGGAAGCCGCCCGGCAGAGCCUGCAACAGUGCGGGGAGGAAGGUCAGUCGGCCCAUCGACGGCUGGAGGAGUCCCUGGACGCCCUGCCCCGCAUCUUUGGGCCCGGAAGCAUGGCCAGCACAGCGUUCUAGACUCCCCGCCCACCAGCUUGCCGGGCCCCUUCCUCCUAUUUUCAGGGCUUGCCAGGCACUGGCAGGGAGGGUGAGGGCUGGCUCCGGACACUCCUCCCCUACAGAUUGCUAUCAGUGAAAAAUCUAAUAUAUUCUCCCAUUGCCCCCAAGGGUUGGCAGAGAGGGUACCUGCAGUCAAGUGCCUCCCAGCUUCAGUGUGGCACGUCCCAGCCACCAUCAGUGACUGGGGCCCAGCACCCAGCCUCUGCCCUGCCACUUCCCAUGGUUUUGUAUUUUAUUUACAGAGUUUUACAGAAAAUAAUAAUUAAAAAAAAAAAAAGCCAAUUGCCUUUCCUA